AUGGAAGUAGAGUUUAAACACUCUGACUUUAUCUCGACGCAUACAACUUCGAGCUCAAUAGAUGAUUCUGAAUUGGUCCUUCAAGGUUUAUCGACCGACUUUGCGAAUUUUGUUAAUGAGUUGCUAUCACAUCAAAAUGGGAAAAAUGGUUUGAUUCGAUGUUAUGGAAUAACUCAAGAUCCGGUCACUAAAGAAUACGCACUGGUCAUUCGCUGUAUUGAAAGAGAUUUGAAGAGUUAUUUAUACAGUUCGUUACCUUAUCCCGAAUAUGAUUGGAAAACAAAGUUAGAGAUUCUUGCCGAUAUCGCUUUUGUUAUCAACCGUAUACAUGAUGCAGGUUUCAUUCACAAGAACCUUCACACGGGAAAUCUAAAACGAUUAAUGAAUAGCACAAUAUUAACCGAAAUAAGCCUGAACAAUCACGGUGAUGAUUCACCAACACUAUCACAUUCCAAUGGGGUUUACGGGGUACUUCCUUAUGUUGCGCCAGAAGUAUUACGAGGGGGGAUAAUCAAUAAAGCGGCAGAUAUAUAUAGCCUUGGUAUGGUAAUGUGGGAAGUGGCGGUUCAAAGACCUCCAUUUGACUUGAAUGCUCAUGAUAAACUAUUAGCUCAAAGGAUUUGUUGCGGGUUAAGACCUCAUAUUAAUAAUUCGAUGCCAAAAUCUUUGGCCAAAUUAAUUAAAAGAUGUUGGGAUGCAAACCCAUUAAAUCGUCCUGAGGCUGAAGAAGUUUAUAUCUGGGUACAAUGGUGUACUUAUCAUCAAAUGGUUUCAUUUUGCGCAAGACUUCAAAAUACUUCGGAACCUGAAAGUCAUUGGAGUGUUAAUAACAGCUCGGAUAUAUUUAAAUUCGGGUCGCAAUUAUCGCGUCCGCCUUCAAUUUAUGCAGAAAAUAACAAGGACAGCCUGGUCCUUACCCCACCUCCUCAUAAGGUUAAAAAUGAACUCUUGUUGGAAUAUAGUAUUCCCGGGGCUUAUAUCGCUGACAAUAUAGAGGUUAUUGACAACUGGGACGAUGUUGAAGCAUACAUUUAUCACGUUGUAAUGAUCCUUAUACCAAACGCAUUCACAAUUAUCUUCCCCGACAUUACAAAACAUUAUAAAAAUAUUUACGUGAUGGCUUCAAUACUUUCUGAUGGUUCAUUAACCGAUGUGUCUUCCUUGAGUUCACCUUCUUCGGAUUCAUAUGAUAGUUCGGGGAAUUCUUCACCAAACGUAAAGUUACGAUAUCAAAAGGGAGAAGAAGCAUUAUGUUAUCAUGGUCCCACAGUAUAUGUAGCGCAAAUCUUGGACACGAGGAUAUUAUACACGAGCAAAGUGGGAGAAGUAGGACCACAAUAUCACGUACAUUACAAAGGAUGGAAUAAGAAAUGGGAUGAGUGGGUACCCGAAUCAAGAUUACUUAAGAAAACUCAAGAAAAUAUAGACAUGUAUAUGAUGCCAAGGAAACAUUUUAUAAUGGAACCAUCAGAACACGAUUUGAUUGAUAAUAUUGAUAAUAAUAAAAGAAGAUCAAAAGAAGAUGAAAGUGAUUCUGAAGGAUGUGGAGAUAAGAAGAAUCCAAAAUUACGUUCGAAAAGGAUUAGAUUAUCCGUUGAUAUAUCUAUCGAGGAAAAAGUUAGGAUGGUCGAUGAAUGGCAAUGGGUGACUAAAAAUCAAUUAAUUAUACAUCCCAUGCCAAGAGAAAAGACAGUUGAUGAUAUCUUAAAGGAAUUUCUUGAUUGGUAUUUGGAAAGGUUAAGAGAACGUAAUAAGAUUACCAAACAGCAAGAGUUGGACGUGGAGGAUGAUGUAGAAGAUUUUAAAGAAUUCUUUAAUGAGGCCCUUCCGGUCAAUCUACUUUAUCGUUUCGAACGACAACAAUUUGUUGAAUUAGUAGAAAAAUAUCCCGAACUUUCUUAUUCUUCAAUUUAUGGUGCAGAACAUUUAAUGCGCCUUAUUGUAAAGAUUCCAGAUCUUGUAUUUUCCGUACAAAUGAAGGAAGAAAAGGCUGAGGAGAUACAGGUUUUAAUCAAAGAGAUGAUAGAAUUCAUUCAACUCAAAUGUAAAACUUAUUACGCAGCUCAAUAUGAGCCUGCUGAUCCUGCUUACAUCAGAAUCAUCUGGGAAUACUAG
Molecule: messenger RNA, 2115 nt
Organism: Funneliformis geosporum
Lineage: Eukaryota; Fungi; Glomeromycota; Glomeromycetes; Glomerales; Glomeraceae
Source: the annotation of a GenBank genome assembly